AGAGAAUGGAAUCAAAUAAUCCAAGAGAGAGAGAUUCUCUCUUCUCACUUCAUUUUCCACUAUUUUUUCUGAGUCUCUUCCAUGGAGACCAUCUUCUCUCCUCACUCAUUCUGUCCUCUGUUCAACCCCAAAUCAUCACAAUCAUAUACCCUUUUAUCUCCUGCUCUGCAACCCAGGUCUACUUCUUUCUAUAUCACCAGACCCAUUAAUUCAAGUCUCAAAAAAUCAUCUCCUCCAUUGUUCAAAAACCAAUUUUCAAUCCCCAAAAGCUGGGUUUCUCAUCUUCGGCAUGGAUUAGCAGCUUUAGCCCUCUCUUUUGCUAUCAACUUUUUCCCAGCUUCCCCCAUUGAUUCAGCAGUUGCAUCUGAAUUUGAUGUCCUCAAUGAGAGACCACCACUAGAAUCAUAUGUUGUGGACGAUGCUGGUGUUCUUAGCAGAGUGACUAAAUCUGAUCUGAAACAGAUUCUGUCGGAUUUGGAAUCGAGAAAGAACUUACACAUCAAUUUUGUGACAGUUCGUAAGCUUACUAGUAAAGCUGAUGCUUUUGAGUAUGCUGACCAAGUAUUGGAACGUUGGUAUCCAACAAUUGAAGAAGGUAACAAUAAAGGAAUUGUUGUGCUGGUUACCAGUCAAAAAGAAGGGGCAAUCACUGGUGGUCCUGCAUUUGUCCAAGCUGUUGGGGAGAAUGUUCUUGAUGCCACAGUAUCAGAAAAUCUUCCUGUCCUGGCUACAGAUGAAAAGUACAAUGAGGCCAUGUAUACCACAGCCAAACGGCUAGUUGCUGCUAUCGAUGGAUUGCCAGAUCCUGGUGGACCCAAGUUUCAGGAAAACAAACGAGAAUCCAACUUCAAAAGCCGGGAAGAAACCGACGAAAAACGUGGGCAGUUCACUCUUGUAGUUGGAGGUUUGUUAGUAAUUGCCUUUGUUGUUCCAAUGGCACAGUACUAUGCCUAUGUCUCCAAAAAGUAAGUGAUCUGUAUAUAACAUUAGAUUGUACAAAUUCUUAUAUAAAGCAUAUAGAGUUAACAUAAGAUUGUUCAUUACAGGACAGUAACAGAUUUUUGAAUUAUAUCAAUGAAUAUGUAUUUCAAUAUCA
Molecule: messenger RNA, 1096 nt
Organism: Macadamia integrifolia
Lineage: Eukaryota; Viridiplantae; Streptophyta; Magnoliopsida; Proteales; Proteaceae
Product: UPF0603 protein At1g54780, chloroplastic
Exons: 3
Coding region: 82-969 (295 amino acids)
Source: RefSeq, a predicted model, not a curated record